Messenger RNA from Guillardia theta CCMP2712, 2767 nucleotides. RefSeq lists its product as hypothetical. Gene Ontology annotation, molecular function: protein binding. Lineage: Eukaryota; Cryptophyceae; Pyrenomonadales; Geminigeraceae. Bases 1 to 2652 code for a protein of 883 amino acids. The record is from RefSeq and is a predicted model, not a curated record. The transcript is spliced from 17 exons.
AUGGCGGAGGACGAGGCGAAGCAAGAGGGUUCAAGCCGCAUGGCGCAGCUGCCACUACCCGUGACUGUUGAGCAGCCAGGGACUCUGAUAAUGCUUCUUCAGUCACCUGAGCAGCCCGUCACACUCUCUGCAGCAAAAGCCUUGUACCAGUUUGCUAAAGAUGGUGGCGAGGGGAAUGAGCCAGAGAUCAUCAUGCACUUGCGAGGGGCUCUCGGUGAUGGCGGUGGAAUUCCUGUUGUAAUCAAGCUCCUCACCAAGGAAGCAUGGUGUGGCGCGGACUUCGAAGUUCAGGCUGUAUGCUUGAAUAUUCUAUCUCGGUGUGCAGGCGAAGCGGUUGCAGAUGGGAGACUCAUCCUAAGGAAAAGAAAUGGGGAGUCGUGUCAGGCGGACAAAAACGGAGAAGAAAAAUGUCGUUUGAAGACUGUAGAGCUUGGUGGUCUGAAACCGAUGGUGGAGCAUCUCAAGUCAGAAGAACUGGAUGUCGCUGGGAAAGCAGCUUACUGCAUAGCUUGCCACGCCCUGGACUCUCCUGUUCGUCUUGGCAUCCACAUUCUUGGAGGAGUGGCGCUUCUUCUACAGCUCAUGUCGAACAAGAAUGCAGAUGACGGGGUUGUGAAUCAAGCUGCACUGGCUCUGUCAACAGUGCUGCAGCAUGUUGAGGCCAAGGAUGAGUUGUACAGAUUGAAGGGGAUGAAGGUGUUGAUCGACCAAGGGCUGAUGAGCGACAGCGUUGAUGUUCAGGAAAAUGCUGCGCGAGCAUUGGCGUAUGCUAUCGAACAAGAAGGAAAUCUCAAAGACCUUCGUCGGCUGGAAGGGAUCGACAAGCUGAUCGAGAUGUUAGCUGCUCUUCCGGACACGGAUCGGGUGCCCAACGACAAAGUUCGUCAGUCUGUGUCGUUUGCGUUGAGCUUGAGCGCCUUCGACUCGGAGUGCCGCACAGAGAUCAGGAUGAAAGAGGGGCUGCGGGCCUUGAGCAACUGCCUUGCCUCUGAAGAAGCUCGUGUGCAGGAAGAAGCGCUGAUGGCACUUGCCAACUGCGCGUUCGACAUCCCUUGCAAGCAGACGAUUGGUGCUCUUGGUGGAAUGAAGAAUGGGAUUGGCCUGCUCUCGAAUGGGGAACUUUCUGUUGUUGCAAAUGCCUGUGUUGCGCUGUCUCGACUUGUAUUUGAUUUCAUGUCUGGCCUGGACUUUGUGGAAGAAGGCGGAGUUGGGCAGCUUGCCAGCGUUCUCAGCAACUACUGCAAACUUUACGAUCAAUUUGUCGAGUCGAAGCAAAAGCACGUGGAGGAUCUGAGUAAGGAAGAUCUCGACCAGGAGGCAAAAAAAGCUGCACAAGAUGCGCUAGAAAAGUUGGAGAUUCCAGAUCUACGACUGGGACGAGCCAUCCUUGAAAACUGUAAGAGUUGUGCAGAACAAGGAAACGUCAGGGAGGAGAUGAGGAAAGAAGAAAACUUUUUCGGCAACAUGUUUCGGAUGAUCAAGCAUGAAGAUGAAAUCGUGAGCGGGAUGGCAUGUCAGGCUCUUGCGAACGCAGCGUUCGACGUUGAGGGUAGACCGAUGCUGCUGGAGAUGAACGCGAUACCGGAGUUUGUAAAAUGCCUGACUUACAAGGAUGUCGAUACUCAGCUUUCCGCUGCUCGAGCGAUCGGCAACUUCGCCAUGGACUCUUAUGGACGGCAGAAGCUGUUCGAGAGCAAGGCCAUGGCACCUCUGGUCGCGCAGCUCGAGGCAAAGGAUGAGAACGGCAAAGAUGCGAUCGAGCCACGACGUGCUGCCAUCCUCGCCAUCGGAAAAUGUGCUUCUGAUCGCUCGUCUGCUGUCGAGUUGUGCGACAUCGGCGCCCUUAGCAAGCUGCUGUCGCUCAUGGACACUCACUGGAAGCAGCUUGGACAGGCAGCUGAAGAUGCGGUGGAGCGGCUGCUGCAGAAAAGUCAAUCAGCGAAGCUGUGGCUGCGAGGAGAAGUCGACUUCGAGGAUCGCACGAGUGACGGAUGGUUCGACAUGGGCGUCGGCCGACCCUACACGUCCCUUACGGACCUGCAGAAAGAGACGAUUAACACCAACAGAGAAGUUCUGCUUGCCGACGCCUCUCAGGACAACCGGCUGAAGCAGCUGGUGGAGGAGGUGAAGGGUGAAUGUGCCUCCCUCGGCCUCACGCAGAUUAUCCUCGACAAGCGAGACAUUGCGAGCACAGACAUCAAGAAGAAGUGUGUGGUCAAGAUCGCUGAGAUCCUUUCGCAGCGCCUCGGCGGCAGCAUCCUCUACGACAAGUACAUGGACUUCGGCUACUCCACGGAGAUUCAGAGGUGCAAGCAGCUCCGCAAGUCCAACGUGGUGUGGGUGGGCGAUCUGAAGAAGGCAGGCUGCCGCCAUCGCGCCUUCCUCUUCAAGUACCUCUGCGACCUGGUCCUCCCCUACCUCUGCAGACUCGAACGCACCAAGAUCGAGCGCGGGGCGCAUGUCGGACAUGCCUGGAAUGUCGUCAAGUUUUUUGGAGAUGUGGAUCAGGAGGGUCAGCAGAAGACCUACACGGUGGAUCUCAUGCACAAUGUGGGCUCGCUGUACGAGAACGGGACAGACUUCAACCCAGCAGACGAGUGGGCGGCGAAGUAUCAGAGGAAGGAUGUGUAUCACUUCAUUUCGCUGGGAUGAAGUUGAAUCAUGGUUUCCUUGUCUUCAGCUCUCGUUCCCUCAUCGCCUUGAAGAGCUUAUUUGUUUAUUUGAUGGAACUGUUUAUCGUUACAAUACAUCAGGCAUGACUGGGAGG